Messenger RNA from Hibiscus syriacus, 495 nucleotides. RefSeq lists its product as uncharacterized. Bases 1 to 495 code for a protein of 164 amino acids. The record is from RefSeq and is a predicted model, not a curated record. Lineage: Eukaryota; Viridiplantae; Streptophyta; Magnoliopsida; Malvales; Malvaceae. The transcript has a single exon.
AUGGCGUCUCAGAACAAGACGGAGAGGGAUGCGCUCGGCGGCGCAGACGACGAAGGAGACAUCCACGAUGUUAAGUUCGUGAACGGAGACUGUUGCUUUUGUAUGCCUUGUCACGGAUCGAUCUGGUUGCAGUGGUUGGCGGUGAACGACAACAACUCCACCUUAUCCACGCAGUCGAUCGACAAAGAGACAUGUUGGACGCGACGGUGGAGGAGGCUCCGAGAAUGGUCGGAUACGGUGGCCGUAACGAAAUGGAAGACGCUUUUGCGGCGGUUCAAAAAGAACAGAGCUCGUAACAGAGGAAAGGAAUUCCAUUACGAUCCGCUGAGUUACUCCCUCAAUUUCGACGAAGGGACGGGACAAAACGGCGUCCUCGACGGUGAUUAUUUUAACCAUAACUUCUCGUACAGAUAUGCUUCGUUCUCGUUACCAUUCUCCACCAAAACCUCCUUGGAUUUCGACACAGACAGGAGCCGUUACUCGUUUGAUUGUUAA